Messenger RNA from Prosopis cineraria, 2052 nucleotides. Its product is annotated as cation/H(+) antiporter 15-like. Gene Ontology annotation, molecular function: antiporter activity. NCBI's taxonomy places the organism in Eukaryota, Viridiplantae, Streptophyta, Magnoliopsida, Fabales, Fabaceae. The transcript has 3 exons. The record is from RefSeq and is a predicted model, not a curated record. The coding region runs from base 1 to 2052 and encodes 683 amino acids. Gene Ontology annotation, biological process: regulation of pH; proton transmembrane transport. Gene Ontology annotation, cellular component: endomembrane system; membrane.
AUGAUACCAUUACAAACAGGUCAUCGGGGGUAUAACAACGCGAAGGACGGAACCUUGAACGCACCAUUACAGUUACAUACAGGUCGGGUGUAUCAUGUGCCACCUCCAAUGAAACCCGAUAUUUGGAAUGUCGUUACAACUUACCUCUUCCUCCUUCAUUUCUUCCUCUGCUCCAUGGCUUCAUAUAUAAAUCUCCAUUGCCUGAUUCGUUCCUCACAAACUCAACGGCUCUUUUCUCAUUGGUCUCUCAGGAGAAAGCAGCAAUACCUGCAGAAAACAAAACAAGAAGAAGCCAUGCUUGUGCAGAAUCCCUUCUUGUGUUAUAAUCUCACUGUGAAAAACCCCAAUGCCGUCUGGAAAACCAGUGAUAUCUAUGGAUCGGAGCUUCCUAUUCUCGCCCUUCAAACUUUUUGGACCAUAUUCGUCACUCGUCUUUUCAUCCUCAUCACUCGACCCUUGCACAUCCCUCGUCUUGUUGCUGAAGUUCUUGCCGGUUUCAUACUAAGUGCAGAUAUGCUGGGUGAAAUACCGAUAAUAUUCCUCCUUCUUUUUCCUAUACGGGGAAUCCUGAAUAUUGAAGUCUUCAGCAGUAUAGGUAUAAUCUUCUACGCCUUCUUAACUGGCUUGCAGAUGAACUUAGACAACGUCCUACGAGCACCAAAGAAGGCCAUUAGUGUUGCAAUGACUGGUAUAAUCAUUCCAAUGGCAUUAGGAGUGAUCAUAUAUGCUCUGCAUCGAAAAACUUACGACAUUCAGACUAAUGAAAUCAUUGAAAGUGAUCCUGUCAAAGCUUGCUUGUUAUGGUCUCUGUGUCUUACGGUCACAGGUUUUCCAAUACUUGCUGAAAUCCUUGCCAGCCUCAAGCUCCUUUAUACCGAGCUAGGCAGAUCAGCUUUAGAUGCAGCCAUAGUCAGCGACUCCUGUUCUUGGCUUCUGUUUAUGUUAAUGAUUCCAUUUACCCUUGACGAUGGACCUGGAGCAAUCUACACUGUGAUGAGUACCAUGGCAUUCAUUGCUUUCUGCAUCUUUGUGGUUCGUCCUAUUAUCACGCCAAUUAUUGAUGGAAAGACAGAUCGAGAAGAAUGGAAUGAUCAUAGGCUGCUAUAUGUGCUUAUGGGAACUAUAAUAUGUGCAUAUAUUACAGACGUCCUUGGCUCUGGCAUUGUUGGGGCUUUUGUGUUUGGGUUGAUUCUGCCUCAUGGGAGAUUCACAAGUGUGAUGAUGUCAGCAGCUGAUGAUUUUGCUUCUGGUGUUCUAGCACCAUUGGUUUUUGCAGGCUCUGGUAUGAGAAUGGACUUGGUAAAGGCUCUAUCUCACAGAAAUUGGGCCUUUUCAAUGCUCAUUAUCGUCUUAUUAUGCAUCCCAAAGAUUCUCAGCACUUUGGUGGCUACUUUUGCUUAUGGUAUCCCUAUUCGAGAUGGUCUGGGACUUGGAGUGCUUAUGAACACCAAGGGUGUCGUCGCUUUGAUCAUGCUUAAUAUGGGGUGGGAUAGACAGAUUUUGACGGUCUCAUCCUACUCAAUUCUAGUCACUGCUCUUAUUAUAAUGACUAUAUCAUCUUCAGUUAUCACCAACGUCGCUUACAAACCAAGAAAGCGAUUUAAGAUAAACAAGAUGAGAACUAUACAGAAUUCAAGACUUGAUGCGGAACUCCGGAUUUUGGCUUGUGUGCAUAACAAUCGCCAUGCCAGCAGCAUGGUAAAGAUUAUUGAAUGCUUCCAUGCCUCCAGAUUUUCCCCCGUCUAUGUGGGUGCACUUUACCUUGUUGAACUUACAAGUCGUGGUGCUUUCGUGCUCCUUGACCACAUGAGCCAACAUCUUUCACACCCAGGAACACAACAUCAUAGUCAAUCACAAGCUGAGCUAGAAGUUAUUACCAACACCUUCAAAGUAUUAGCCGAGUUAAAUGAUGCCAUUCGUGUGGAAACAUUCAAUGUUUUGUCUAGCUAUAGUACCAUCCACGAGGACAUAUACAACACAGCAAAUGAAAAACACACACCAACCUCAUCCUCCUCCCUUUUCACAAGCAAGUCAACACAGAAGGCUAUCUAG